GUCAGCGGCGAUCGCUCGCUUAUGCUUUGUGUACACGGAGUGGGUGGUGUUGGGUGGGUGGUUUUCACUCUUAUCGCAUCGAGUUCAAACAGAGGUCAAACGAACAACCGAAUUCAAUAAGCUGCUGCUGUUUUAUUGGCAGUUUCAACCAAUUUUUCAAUUAAAAUGGAAUUGAUUGGCAGUGUUAAAAACUACGACUGGGGUAAGCUGGGUCAGGAAUCGUUUGUGGCUAAGCUUGCCGCCGCCAACGAUGGCCAAUUUGAGCUGGACGUGAAUAAACCGUACGCUGAGUUGUGGAUGGGGGACCACUGCAGUGGUCCUUCGUUGAUAAGCGCUACUGGCGAAGAACUGGGGAGCUUUAUUCAACGCGAUCCUGUGGGAAAUUUGGGACCAGAUGCGUGUAAGUUGUCCUAUUUGUUCAAAGUGCUAAGCAUUCGAAAGGCUUUGAGUAUUCAGGUGCAUCCUGAUAAGAGCGAAGCGGUUAAGCUGCAUGCCCAAUAUCCGGAUAUUUAUAAGGACCCCAAUCACAAACCGGAACUGGCCAUUGCUUUGACGGAUUUUCAAGCAAUGUGCGGAUUUCGUCCCUAUGGAGAAAUUUACUCACUUCUGAAAGAAUGGCCAGAAUUGGAAGCUUUGCUGGGAAAGGAUAAAAUUCAAAAACUUGAAACAGGUGGCGAAGAGGCUCUUCGAGAACUGUACACUUCACUAAUGCACAGUAAACCUAAAGAAUUGGAAACCUGUAUAUCUCAGAUGCUAGCGAAAAUCAACGCAAAGUCUGACCCAACCUCGCUUGAUCAGCUAUUCCAACAACUGCAUAAAGAUUUCCCGAACGAUGUAGGUCUCCUUUCCAUCUAUUUCCUGAAUGUUCUGAGUCUCAAGCCGGGCCAAGCCAUCUAUCUGUCGGCGAAUGUUCCCCACGCAUAUCUGACGGGAGAUUGCAUCGAGUGUAUGGCCUGUUCCGAUAAUGUCGUUCGGGCCGGGUUGACUCCGAAAUUUAAAGAUGUCGACACACUGCUGCGAUUGAUCAGCUAUGAGGGGGCGGCAGCAGAAUCGAAAUUUUUUCAACCGGUUCAGUUAGACCCAGCUCGGCAGGCGCACACGAGAACAUUUAUUCCAUCGGUGAAGGAUUUUGCCGUGGCUGAGACUAGAGUGCCGCAAGGAGUUGGUGAGUAUACAAUCAGUAACGGCGCGAAUGGAUGCAUUUUGCUGGUCUGUUCCGGGCGGGCUAAGCUGACACCCGUCGGAAUGGAUCCGAUCGGUUUGGAGUUCGGUAAGAUUGUGUUCGUUCCGGCUCGGACGGGUAGCGAGCUGCGGUUGGUGAUUGAGGAGAGUGGAAGUGAGUUUAUCGUUUAUCAAGCGAUGACAAACGAUUUUAUUGAGCAAUAAAUUGUACAGAACAUUUU
Topomyia yanbarensis is the source of this 1403-nucleotide messenger RNA. RefSeq names its product mannose-6-phosphate isomerase (gene Mpi). NCBI's taxonomy places the organism in Eukaryota, Metazoa, Arthropoda, Insecta, Diptera, Culicidae. The coding region runs from base 166 to 1386 and encodes 406 amino acids. Gene Ontology annotation, molecular function: mannose-6-phosphate isomerase activity; zinc ion binding. The transcript has 2 exons. Gene Ontology annotation, biological process: GDP-mannose biosynthetic process; carbohydrate metabolic process. The record is from RefSeq and is a predicted model, not a curated record. Gene Ontology annotation, cellular component: cytosol.